AUGGCCCUUCUUUGCUCUCAAUCUUCUUGUGGUGUUUUGUGCUCAUUCUUCGCUCUUCUUCUCCUACUUUCCCUUCAAUGCCAAGUAGCUUCUUCGUCUCCGCUGUUAAACUUGAGACGUCACCGUAACCUCUUCCAACAGCAGAGACCAAUGGUCCAAGUCAACGAAAGCACUUGUUCAUUGUUCGUGGGCACUUGGGUGCGUGAUGAAACAUACCCACUUUACCAAUCUUCUAGGUGUCCAAUCAUAGACCCAGGAUUCAAUUGCCAAAUGUACGGUCGUCCAGAUUCUGGUUACCUCAAAUACCGUUGGAAGCCCCUCCAUUGCGAGCUCCCAAGGUUCAAUGGGGUUGAUUUUCUGAUGAAGAUGAAAGGCAAAACCGUGAUGUUCGUGGGUGACUCGCUGGGAAGGAACCAAUGGGAGUCUUUGAUUUGUAUGCUAUCUGCUGCAACACCUCAGGCACGAACACAACUGGUCAAUGGAGAUCCUCUUUCAACCUUCAGAUUCUUGGAUAAUGGUGUGAGCAUUUCAUUUUAUAGAGCUCCUUAUUUGGUAGAAAUCGAUGUGGUCCAAGGGAAGAGAAUUUUAAGGCUGGAAGUGGUAGAUGGGAAUGGUAAUGCAUGGAGAAGCGCUGAUGUGCUGUCGUUUAACACAGGGCAUUGGUGGACUCAUCAAGGAUCUCUUAAGGGGUGGGAUUACGUAGAAUUUGGAGGCAAAUCCUACCCGGACAUGGAUCGCAUGGCAGCUUUGGAAAGAGGUCUGAAAACAUGGGCUAAUUGGGUGGACACCAAUAUUGAUAGAAGCAGAACCAAAGUGUUCUUCCAGUCAAUUUCUCCCACACACUACAACCCAAACGAAUGGAAUGCUGGUGGGUCAACCAUGAUGACUACAAAGAAUUGCUAUGGUGAAACAGCACCUAUUAGUGGCACAAAAUACCCCGGAGCAUACCCGGAGCAGAUGAGGGUUGUGGAAAUGGUGAUUGGAGAAAUGAGAAACCCUGCAUAUCUUCUGAACAUCACAAUGCUAUCAGCACUGAGGAAAGAUGGGCACCCCUCCAUUUACAGUGGUGAUUUGAGUGCUAAGCAGAGAGCUAACCCUGACAUCUCAGCUGAUUGCAGCCAUUGGUGCCUUCCUGGAUUGCCAGAUACUUGGAAUCAAUUAUUCUAUGCUGCUUUAUUUCAUUAA
Gastrolobium bilobum is the source of this 1185-nucleotide messenger RNA. Its product is annotated as protein PMR5-like. The record is from RefSeq and is a predicted model, not a curated record. The transcript is spliced from 5 exons. NCBI's taxonomy places the organism in Eukaryota, Viridiplantae, Streptophyta, Magnoliopsida, Fabales, Fabaceae. Gene Ontology annotation, molecular function: O-acetyltransferase activity. Bases 1 to 1185 code for a protein of 394 amino acids. Gene Ontology annotation, cellular component: Golgi apparatus.